Molecule: messenger RNA, 1290 nt
Organism: Ambispora gerdemannii
Lineage: Eukaryota; Fungi; Glomeromycota; Glomeromycetes; Archaeosporales; Ambisporaceae
Source: the annotation of a GenBank genome assembly
AUGGCUCUUAGUGCCUACGCCUGGACCUCUCUUCCAGUAUACCCAGCUACUAGCAUCCUACGCCCCUAUGGUUCAGCCCUUUGGCCGAUGUUUGGAAGGGGUGCGUCAUGGGAUAAUCACUAUGACUCGUUUAUAAUGGCUUAUAAUAUGGCUUUCUAUCAUUACACUUCUGACUUUAAAGACGAAAUUGAUCCUAAAGACUGGAACGUUUUGAUCUGCCUCCGAUAUUUGAAAGACCGAAUACUAUUUACUUCAGACAGCAAACAAGAAAUCUUGGAUUCCUUUGUUAAAGUCUUCAAGAAAAUUAAUGAGUUUACUUUUGUGCACGCUGAAGCACUGGAAAUUCAACAAAUCAAUAAAAAGAGGAAGAUAGAAGAGAACAUUGAUGAGGUUAACACGUCAGAGAAGAGUGAUAAUCUGCAUGAAGCUACAGCUAUACUUAAUAAGGGUAAUGGCGAACAAAGUUUUUAUAAAGAAGUGAAAAAAUCGAAUAAUCCAUUUUGGUACAAGGGGAAUAUAUUGCCCGACGGUACCAAAAUCGAAAAACAAAACCGUCUAAAUUUAAUACCGUCAGAUGAUUUCUUUCAAGAAACCGACGACGAUGAAGAUAUACCUCCAGAGCAAUCAUUUAUCUCUGCCUCUAGCGGUUCAAAAAUUUGGACCUUGCUUUCGGGUCGGAAUGUUGGUGACAUCUAUGCUAGCAAGAUAUCUGAGAAUGCCAUUGAGAAAGCUAUACUGCGCUAUGGCGCUUCAAAUAUAAUUGAUUUGUCUGCUCACAUGAAGGAAUGGUUUUGUAUUGAUGACAGGAAAUUCAUUACAAAAAAUUAUGAAUCUAUGUUACGAGUUCCUGAGCUGGCAGCUGAAGAGAGUUCAUUUGUAUCGAAAAUUGAGGAUGUAUGGGUCUUAUUUUUCAUAAAUUUAACUUCAUGCGCAUAUAUUGUUGAAGGACUGAGCAAAAAUCUUAAAGUAUAUUCUAUAUGGGGGGAAUCUUUUUGCCCGUUGAGUAGGAGUACAGACUAUACCAAAGGACGUAAAUGUGAUGUCCGCUUCCUAUCAGCAUUAAGAGUUGAUGUUGGAGAAUGGGAAUUUUCUGCAAAGGCUAUAGCAAAUAAGAUCAUUGGUGAUAGAUGCCGUUCCGCUCGAAUAAAUCAAUCGAUUUUGAAUGGAUUACUAGAAUAUGAUCUCAAUGAUAAACAGGUUAAGAAUAUCCAAGUUCCUUUUUUGCAAUUUGGUGGCACAAGUGAACAAUUAAAACUGAAAACUGCUAUCAAUGUUAUCAAGCUAGUCAUG